This is a messenger RNA of Solanum tuberosum (potato), 1428 nucleotides long. RefSeq lists its product as uncharacterized. The transcript has 2 exons. NCBI's taxonomy places the organism in Eukaryota, Viridiplantae, Streptophyta, Magnoliopsida, Solanales, Solanaceae. Bases 1 to 1428 code for a protein of 475 amino acids. The record is from RefSeq and is a predicted model, not a curated record.
AUGUAUAAUGGGGAUACGAGUGAGAAAAACAAGUCUCUUACUAAGGAACAGUUGGAACAAGUGAUAUUGCUACUUCACCAAAUAAAACCUGAUGAUCAGGGCACUAAUUCCCUUGCUUCUGCUAGUAACAACUGUGCUGGUACAAUUCCCAUUCCUUUUUCCUUUAGUUCUAAUCAUUUGAGGACUGCAAUCAGUAGGAAAUCUUGGAUAAUAGACUCGGGUGCAACUGAGCACAUGAGUUUCAAUAAAGAUUUAUUUCUUUCUCUAUCACCUUUGCCUAAAGCAAUCUUUGUACAACUACCAAAUUCUCAAAAUGUUAAGGUCACUCAUGGAGGUUCCGUCAAGCUUUUUACACAAAUGAUACUUCAUGAUGUAUUGUUUGUUCCUAAUUUUCAUUACAAUCUACUGUCUGUUCACAAACUAUGUCUUCAGUCUGGUUAUCAUCUUACGUUUAAUUCCUCUCAUUGUCUAAUGCAAGGCCCUUCAAUGAAGAGCCCCAAGGUCCUUGGUGAUUCUCGAAAUGGUCUCUAUGUGUUGCAGCCUAGUUCUCCAGUAGUCUCUAAUACUUUCAAGCCUUGUACUGCUUAUGAUAGUUCUGUUUCUCAAUCAAAAGGAUUUGCCUCUACUCUAUCAGUAGGAAGGUUUAAGCUGGACCCUAGGGCGGAAGCCUGUUUGUUUUUGGGAUAUCCUUUUGGGAAGAAGGGAUAUAAAUUACUUAGUCUUACUUCUCAGAAAAUUUUUGUGUCCAGAAAUGUGGUCUUUCAUGAAAACAUUUUCCCUUUUUCUAGCAUAACCACAAAUUCUCCUUUAUUUCCAGUAAGGUUUGUUACUGAUUCCAUUGAUGACACAGCUGAUAUGCCUUUCUCAUCACCUCCUAUCAUGGACUCUCAUUUUCCUCCUUGUUCUUUCCCUCGUUCUGAUACUGAGUUUCCUGGUUCACCUCCUCAUAUUCCAGUUCAUAUUCCUCCUCUUACUGAGGUUCCUUCUAUUGAUCCUAUUGUUCUGCGCAAAUCCACUCGAGCGGUUAAAACCCCAACUUAUUUAGAAGAUUAUGUUUGCAACUCAAUUUUCUCAGCAAAUGUGUCCUCACACUGUUUCUUGUCACCUGUGUCUCCCCUUUCUGUUUCUUUUUCUGGUCUCUCAUCUUCAAACCAACACUUACUCAACUCCAUUUCCCACAUUCAUGAACCAACUAGUUAUUCCCAGGCUCUUCUACACCCUGGGUGGAAAGAAGCCAUGGCAAAGGAAAUUGAUGCCCUGGUUGUCAAUGAUACUUGGGAUGUGGUUGACUUACCCCAUGAAAAGAAAGCUCUUCCUUGCAAAUGGGUGUAUAAAGUGAAGUUGAAGUCAAAUGGGACACUUGAGAGACUAAAAGCAAGGUUGGUUAUAAGGGGGGACAUACAGAUGGGAGGGAAUAGAUUUUACUGA